AUGAGCCGCCCUUCGGCCGUGGUCCUGUUGGUGGGACUACCUGGCAGUGGCAAAACCAGCCUCUGCCAACAACUUGUUCAUCACCAACCAAUAUGCAGACACAUUUGCUAUGAUGAGCUGCUGGCACCUGAUAACAAUGAGAAGUGGAGGCUUGCGAGAGAUGGUGUACUUCAACAAGUGGAGGAUAUUCUACGACAUCAUGAAAACAGUUCUGAGAGGUUGGUUCUUCUUGUUGAUGACAACUUCUAUUACUUAAGUAUGCGUCGAAUGUACUACAAGAUGGCCAAGAGACAUUGUAUUCCGACAUGCAUUAUUUAUUUGCAAUGCAACAAAGAUUUGGCUAUUCAGCGCGUACACCAAAGAAAAUCAGAAGGCGGAUUAUUUGUCGAGGAGAAUGUUAUAAUACAGAUGGCAGAAAAAUUGGAGCCUCCAGCUAAUCAUUCAUGGGAAAGUUUUCAUCUUCUUCUCAAUGCAGAGAUUGAGUUCAACCCAACAACAAUCUGGGUAGCUCUCGAGGACUUGAUUGACUCUGCCUCAAAGUCAAACCUUUUUAGCAGAUCCAGUCCUGAAACACCAAACACCGAAUUGAGCACACCCUCUUACUCAGAAACUUGCGACCUGGCCUUGAGAAACAUUAUUUCUUCAGAAAUGCAGAGUGCCCGAUCUCGAGGGUUAUCAACGCCUGAAAUGUCCCAACUGGCCCAACAGCUCAACUCUCAGCGGAAACUUCUGCUCAGACAAAUUGGUGAUGCAUCAGUGACUGAAGUAGUGGACCAGUUUAGACUGUGCUUGGACAAAAAUAGUAGUACUGUGCAUGCAGAGUGAUAAAUCUUAGAGAUUGGCCCCGGGAGUACCUUCUGGAAUAGCAACGAUGGAAACCCUUUGCGGAAGUAUCAGCUGAUACCACAGUAUCCGCAUUUCUGCUAGGGCGAGUGGAUCUUCUACGAUUUUAAGCGAUUGACCCAUCGGCUCAUCUCGAAGGAAAUACUUUUCCUGUAAUUUGGAAAGUUUUUUUUACAAUUUUGUGCCAAAUACGUAAAACUAUUUGUUUGUGA
Messenger RNA from Cloeon dipterum, 1055 nucleotides. RefSeq names its product Phosphoseryl tRNA kinase (gene Pstk). Gene Ontology annotation, molecular function: tRNA binding; kinase activity. The record is from RefSeq and is a predicted model, not a curated record. NCBI's taxonomy places the organism in Eukaryota, Metazoa, Arthropoda, Insecta, Ephemeroptera, Baetidae. The transcript has 5 exons. The coding region runs from base 1 to 825 and encodes 274 amino acids.